GUUGUCAGUCGCUAUUAUUGGUUUGUUGUUCCCGUAAAUGUUUUCUCUAUCAGUUUUGGCUAGCUCUUUUACCAGAUUUUUUUAAGUUUUUUUUUCUUCAAAUACUCGGUGUUAAUUUCCUAUUGAAAAUCUUGGUUCAACUAUUCAAGUUAGGUAUCUAAAAGACCUCUCAGUGUAUUUGGUGCCAGUGUGCAAUCACUUUGCGAGGCAUCCUUUUUUCCUGUUUUAACUAAAAUCUUUUCCUGUUGGCCUUGUUAUAAAUUUUUGAAGCAUGUAUUUUAGCCCGAUCUGAAACUUCGAGGUGCUUUACCGUCAAAACAAGUUGUGUAAAUUGUUUCAGAGUCUGUUGUGCAGAAACUUUGUCAGGCUCCUGUACUGCUUGGAAAAAUUUACAUUUUGGUUCAUCGCAUCUGACUAGUUUGUUGGCUUAAUAAAAUCACCACGAGCUAUGCUAGACGAGCAGUUGCAAAUAUAAUUCGUUCAGGUUUUAUUGUGAUUGUCUGGCUUUUGGUUCAUUUGAAGAUCCCUUUUCAAAUUCAUUUUCCAAGAUGAGGCCACAUUACGCUCUUCAUUAACUGAAGAUGAAAUGGCGAUUUAUUUGGUUUCAAAGGUUGGGUUUGGUUUUUACAUGGUCAGCGUGAAUAAAAACUUAUGCGUAAUAAUCCUGUUUUCUCCAAUUGGUGAUUUAUAUGUGAUGGCUAAGGAGUUCUAGAUGAUAAAACAGUGGUUUGGGUUCAGAGAAACACUACAAUGGACCUAGUAUUAGUUCCCAUGUAUCAUCCUUGAGAAUAAGACGAAUAGGAAAGAACAUAAAUGGUUUUUAUUCGACAUUGAUCUAUCUCUUCGACCUCCACAUAUUUAAAAUCAGUUGCCGUGCAGUAAUUCGACAAAAUAAGGGCAACCGCUUCCUCCUUGAAAUUAAAUCUCUUUAAUUCGCCCAUUUGUCAAUUAAGUGAUAAAUACUUGGUCUGGUCAUCUUUUCGUCCUGCGUCAUUGAAUUAUUAUUUUUCAAAAUCAGUAGUGGGCUUAAAAUAAUGGGACUUUCCCAAUCAAGUUGCUGCUUUCACUCCCGCGAGGACGGAGCGGCAAACUUCAAAAGAAGUCAAAAUGGUCGCACCCAAAAUGGGAUGGGAAUGGCGGACCACUAUUUGCCUAUGCGGAAUCAAAAUUUCUCUAGUCAGUCGUCCGGGCAUGGUUUUGUGGACAUAGGGGGUGGUAGAGGUCACCCGGAUGACAAGGGAGGGGGAUACCCGAUGCAGGACCACCUGCUGGCUUCAAAACAGAACUCAUCCCAAAUGAAUUAUUUGCAGCACAUGAGUGAACGGGAGCCAGAAGAGCCGUUUGAAGACCCUUCUGGAGAUCCACAUGUUCAGACUAUUUUCCUGGCGAAGUUCAACGACUUAGCCGGUCGCGACAACCGCAUCUCAAGACGACGCAGUUGUAUGAUGCCGUCGACACAUAUUUCCGGAGCUGGCGACAACUUCACCAAUUUGACAAUGACUUCCAAAAAGUUCAACUCGUGCUCGACGAUAUUUAUUGAUGACAGUACAGUCAGUCAGCCCAAUCUCAAAAACACCAUCAAAUGUGUGGCUCUUGCAGUGUACUACCAUAUCAGGAAUAGGAAUUCCUCGGGGGAUCACCACCACCUCCACCACCAACAGCAGCAGCAGGACAUCAGUCUAGAGAUAUUCAACGAGAAGCUGCAUCCUCUAACUGAUGACUACCUGUCGGACGACUACGGUUUGAGAGAUCCCGAUCACAGAGUCAUCUACAGAUUCCUCAGACUGCUUUUCAGCUCAGCACAACUCACCGCAGAAGUGGCAAUCAUCACACUAAUUUAUUUGGAACGUCUGCUGUACUACGGGGAGAUAGAAAUCAACCCUAUUAGCUGGAAGCGCAUGGUGCUGGGGGCAGUGCUGCUGGCCUCCAAGGUGUGGGACGACCAGGCCGUCUGGAAUGUGGACUACUGCGGAAUCCUCACCAAGCUACAAGUGCACGACAUGAAUGAGCUGGAGCGACAGUACCUGGAGAUGAUCCAGUUCAACAUCAACGUGCCCUCGGGAGUGUACGCCAAGUACUACUUCGACCUGCGCACCCUGGCCGACAAGAACGACUUCGUGUUCGCAGUCGAGCCCCUGGACAAGAACAGAGCUGCCAAACUAGAAGCCACGACACGGAUAUGCGAGAACAAGCUGAAACAAGCCCCGGUGAGUAAGAAGAGCUCGAGCAUGGAGAACCUGUCUAAGCGGACCAACCGACUGAGCACCAUCGUCAUAUCGUGAUCACCCUACGCAACUACACUAGCUAUGAUUCUCUAUUCUCCAAAUCAGAAUCUUUAGAACAAAAUAGUUAAAGUUAUAAAGCGAAUGAUAUAAGUGGGAUGAUGAUAAGUGUCUCAAUUUGAACAACAACCAGUUUCAGUGCUAUGCUACAUGUCUUUAGUUUCCUCUCGUCUUCAAUUUAACUCAUCAGUUUUCGUCGUUGAUUAGAUUCGCUCUUCUAAUUUGAAUCCCAAUCAUUUUCAAUUGAGUUGUUGAGUAAUAUUAAUGAUUAAUUUAUUUUUGAGCCUAAAAUUGGUCGGCCAUGCUUCUAAAUCAUACGGUUAUGUUCAUUACCUGGCUUAAGUAUAAAACA
This is a messenger RNA of Symsagittifera roscoffensis, 2634 nucleotides long. RefSeq names its product cyclin-Y-like protein 1. Bases 1035 to 2282 code for a protein of 415 amino acids. Gene Ontology annotation, cellular component: plasma membrane. The record is from RefSeq and is a predicted model, not a curated record. Gene Ontology annotation, molecular function: cyclin-dependent protein serine/threonine kinase activator activity. Lineage: Eukaryota; Metazoa; Xenacoelomorpha; Acoela; Convolutidae. Gene Ontology annotation, biological process: regulation of canonical Wnt signaling pathway; regulation of protein kinase activity. The transcript is spliced from 10 exons.